Messenger RNA from Ruditapes philippinarum (Manila clam), 3225 nucleotides. RefSeq lists its product as uncharacterized. Gene Ontology annotation, cellular component: nucleus. Gene Ontology annotation, molecular function: protein binding. The record is from RefSeq and is a predicted model, not a curated record. The coding region runs from base 139 to 3225 and encodes 1028 amino acids. The transcript is spliced from 14 exons. Lineage: Eukaryota; Metazoa; Mollusca; Bivalvia; Venerida; Veneridae.
GUGGUGUCGAACCUACUACAUGUACCCAACUGAACUGAAAAUGUACACGAUUCAAAGAUGUGAAAAUAAUGUAUCAUGUCAGCUUAGUGCACAAAUUACCUGAUAAAUUAAAAGAUUAACAUAUUAUUUGUGUCCAAUAUGGAUGACAAAAAAGCUGAGCUGCCAUUUGGUUGGAUUGUGAAGCAGUCAAAAACAUAUCCAGACCGGGUUUAUUAUUUCAAUGUAAACUCUGGUGCGAGUUCUUGGGAAUUUCCAGAUCUUCUUCAGCAUUAUGUGAGUGGGAAUACAAACAUGACGGCUGCUCCAGUUUUAACAGCAACGUCACUCGUAGUUGAUGCUGUGUCACCAGAGAAAUUACCCGUUUCUACAACAUCCCCGCAACAAACCUCACAGCCGCAGGACACACACAAUCAGUUCAAAUCUAGUCAUAAUAAACACCAUGAUACCAGUGCUUGUAAUACACGUGAUAGUUAUAAAAAAAGUUUGUCUGAAAGAGAAACUCGUAACAUUGCUUUAGAAUGUCCUGGUAGAAAUUCAUUAAAACCACAUACUUUAUCUCAGCUUAAGUGUCGAAGAAGCGUACAAGCAGACAAUGAUAGUAAAAUGUCGAAGUUGAAAAGAGGUGUACUUGACGAUAAGUUUUCAGGUCAGGCCAAAAGUCAACAUCAGUCCUGUUCUGAUAAUAAGUUUUCAGGCAAGGCAAAAAGCCAAUAUCAGCGUAGUCCAGAUAAAAAGUUUUCAUGCCAGUCAAAAAGCCAAUGUCAGUACAGUCCAGAUAAAAAGUUUUCAGGCCAGGUGAAAAGCCAGUAUCAGCCUUACAGUGUGAAAAAAGUUUGUCAAUAUGCAGGAACAGGUAUAAAGACUGUAAGUUCUGUACAGAAAGAUUUGCACAAUGAUAAAAAAGAAGAUUCUGCUCAAGUUAGUCAAAGUUAUCAUCAUUAUAAAAAACCUGAUUGUUCAUUAGGCAACUGUUUACAGCAAAAAGUUAAAAGUAAUCCGCAAACAUCCUCAAAAUCGCAACAACCGGUGACAUUUAAAUCAUAUAAGCCUUCAUAUACAAAACAAAAUGUGGCUAAAGAUGUGUCAUACCUUGAUAACAAGCCAAAGCACACAACUUUGUCCCCGAUAAAGUUUCCAAAGAAAAGUGCCGGAAUUGCCAAAGUCAUCUGUUCUACAAACAAAAGCUGCGCGCAGAAAAAUGAGGAAUAUUCAAAAUCUGCGGGUAAAGACUUGAGGACUAUCUUAAAUGUAGGGAAACGUGGUCGUGAAAAUACGAAAGACACAAAUUCAAGCAGAAACUUGACAGAUGAUUCACAGGCAGUCAAGAGGCGGAAGACAGGCACCGAAAUUCAGUGCCCGAAUUUUGAUAAACGGGAAGAAAUAAUUGACCUUUCAGACGAUCCGCAAACAAAGAUAAAGAAAAAAAUAAACAGCCAGGUAAAUAAGACAGAAUGUUCACUAGACACAUAUUUAUAUGUAGGUGAAGACAAACGUAGAGUUGUCAGAUCUUGUCAUUCACGCGAUAGCGUUAAUUCAUUAGUUAAAAAGACACCCGCAACUAACACAGAGACAUUAGGUAAAACAGAACCAGUUACUAACACAAACACUUCUCAAUGCAUUCGUAAAUUAACUCCAUCAACUCGUGACUCAAAUGUAAGUAGAAGUGCACCAAUUCAGCAUGUUGGCGAGGAACGAGUGCCCAAGUUGCCCGACGAGGGUUCAGAUUUUGAUCGUAACAAUAAUGCUGAGUAUAAGUUGUUUAUUGGGGAUAAAGACAAACUGUUGAGUAUUCAGGCUUGGAUCAAUAAUCUACAGGAUCGAGCAGGAUCCGAGAGUCCGUCAGUUGAUUCUUAUUCACAGGUUAGUUUAGGUCAAGUGAAUGAUUCAGUUGAUAGUGGCUAUGUAACAAAUACUACAAGCAAGACCUGCUCACCUCCUGAAAAAGGCUGGGCAGCAGACGUCAAGGAUGCAGAUGUCGUGUCAAGGCCUGUAGUCAGUAUGGAGGUGGACGAGUGCUUGAUUGAUGAGAAAUUACAUGGUGAGGUGGUGUGGAAGUUGGCUGAGAGAGAAGGCGGGGCUGGAGAAGGCGGGGCAGUUCCAAUAGGAGUAGGCGGAGACUUACCAGUGGAUGAAGGUGUGACAUUACCCGUUGAAGAGAAUGAGGAGGAAAUGAUGGAUAUAGACGAGGUUCUGGUUGAGGUCCGACAGCAUGUGAGCGGGUCUGGUAAUCAGAAUGCUAGCAGCUUUGAUGAUUAUACGGACAAAUUUACACCUAUGAAAGCAACAAGCAAGAUCAUUACAGUGGUUGUGGAUACCAAUGUUCUCAUCUCAAACCUGGCUCUGUUUGAGACUCUCAAAGAUUAUCAGCUUCAAGGUAGAGACAGAGCAAAACUAUGCUUAUACAUUCCAUGGAUUGUUUUAUGUGAACUAGACUACAUGAAGGAGAAACAGACUGGAAACAAGCCAAAACAGAAAGCGAGACAUGCCAUCAGUGUGUUGAAGACGUUGUUCAGUGGUAAACAUCCUCGUGUCAAGGGACAGACGCCUAAAGAGGCUGAGGAAGCAUCUGACAACUUCCGAUCUACGUGUAAUGAUGACAACAUUCUCCAGGCUUGUUUACAGUGUCAGAAAAAUGGGUUAUGUGCUGUGCUGUUAACAAAUGACAAUAAUUUGAUCAACAAAGCCCUCGUGAGUAAUGUGUCGGCUUACACAGCAAAGGACAUUUUGACUGGCUUGAACGAAGUUGACAAAGCAGUUUUUGCGGGAAAAUCCAUCACUACAGGCAAUGUUAACCUUCUGAAGUCAGAUUACGUUAAAAGUCCAGCUCCAGCUUCUCAUGGACUUGAAGUUUACCAAAACAUAAAUAGUGUGGAUGGUACUGGAAAUAAAGUCUGUCUCAGUGGCGGGAAGACAGCCAGUGUUGGAGAGAACGUGGUGACAUUAUCUGCUGCACCUCAACAGACGUGUCUUGCUGAUAAAAUACUGAAGGAGGAGAAUACAUCUACCAUUGAAACACUGGUAGAUGACAUGUACUGUAAAAUGAAGACCGUAUUACAUGAGGCACUAGGAAAAAUACUCGAAGUGGAAAUGCAAAAAGCCUAUGAUGAUAUAUGGACAGACAUUGUGUACAGAAAACCACCGUGGGAUUUAAAAGCUAUACUAGAGUGUUGGAAAAAGCACUGGAGAGCUGUGUUUGGAUUUGUGUUUCCAAGAUACCUUCGCUAA